This is a messenger RNA of Oryctolagus cuniculus (rabbit), 2530 nucleotides long. RefSeq names its product RAB21, member RAS oncogene family (gene RAB21). Gene Ontology annotation, biological process: Rab protein signal transduction. Gene Ontology annotation, molecular function: GTPase activity; GTP binding. NCBI's taxonomy places the organism in Eukaryota, Metazoa, Chordata, Mammalia, Lagomorpha, Leporidae. The record is from RefSeq and is a predicted model, not a curated record.
GUGUGACGUAGGAGGAAGGAGACGCCAUUAGAGGGAGGAGGAGACCGAGUGCUCUUCGCCUUUCCUCCGGUUCCUGACGUGGUGGCUUGGGCCCUUCAUUCUCGGACUUUCCUUGGGCUCCCCCAGGCCUUGCUGUGAGGAGGGAGCGGAGGGUGUGCCGGGGUUGGCGGCCCUGGGCAGAGGCGACUGCGCGGGCUGCGGCUGGGAAGGCGCUGUCGCGACUUUGGGGAGCUCUGCGCGGCUCUCGGGCUUGGGCGGCGGGCAAGCAGCGGGAUGGCUGCGGCCGGCGGCGGGGCGGCGGCGGGCCGAGCCUACUCGUUCAAGGUGGUGCUGCUUGGGGAAGGCUGCGUGGGAAAGACGUCGCUGGUGCUGCGCUACUGCGAGAACAAGUUCAACGACAAGCACAUCACCACUCUGCAGGCAUCUUUCUUAACAAAGAAGUUGAAUAUUGGUGGGAAAAGAGUAAACCUUGCCAUAUGGGAUACAGCAGGUCAAGAGAGAUUCCAUGCAUUGGGUCCAAUUUACUACAGAGAUUCAAACGGAGCUAUUUUAGUUUAUGAUAUAACAGAUGAAGAUUCUUUUCAGAAGGUAAAAAAUUGGGUCAAAGAAUUACGGAAAAUGUUGGGAAAUGAAAUCUGUUUAUGUAUAGUUGGUAAUAAGAUAGACUUGGAAAAGGAGAGACAUGUUUCCAUUCAAGAAGCAGAAUCGUAUGCAGAAUCUGUUGGAGCAAAACAUUAUCAUACUUCAGCCAAACAGAACAAAGGAAUUGAGGAACUCUUUCUUGACCUUUGUAAACGAAUGAUAGAAACAGCACAAGUUGAUGAGAGGGCAAAAGGCAAUGGCUCCAGUCAACCAGGAGCUGCAAGACGAGGUGUACAAAUAAUUGACGAUGAACCUCAAGCUCAGAGCAGUGGUGGAGGGUGCUGUUCUUCUGGAUAGCUGUUCACACUGAAGAAACUGAAAAACAAAACAAAACUGUGGAUCAUUGCCCUCAACAUGAAGACUGCCAUAUUCCAAGUCACAUUAUUUUACCAAUGGAGUUAUAGAAUUAACAGUAUUUUAAAUUACGUUUAUAACACUGCAGAGACCUUAAGUGCUAAACUUAGUGGAGUUUGUGACCAGAGAAUUGGCAUUUUCUACAGAAGUUAACAAAGCAAUUACCAAUGGCCUUUUUACAUACUUUUUCUUUAAUGAGGAAUAAUAUGCAUGUAGAAAAGACCUACUUAAAGGCUUCAUUUAUAUUCUUUUAAAUCAAAUCUUUAUUUAAUAACUUAUAUAUGUUGUUGGAAUGGUAUACAUUUUUCAGCCCUUUGUAUUUUGUGGUAGUUUGAAUUGUAUCACUUCUAAACAGCAAAUUGUUUUUGUUUUUGUUUUUGUUUUUUUUUUUUUUUUUAAUUAGCAGAUACCUGAAGUACUAUUUUUGCAGGGUUUGCACAGACCCCUAACUGUCUACUACUUUGAUAUAAUCUAUAUACAUCCUGUAUGCUCAGCUCAUAAUAUACAUUGUAAAGUACAUAUUAAAUAUUUUAUCUGCUUUUUCAAGCGCAAGGUGCAAAAAUAUAUACAAUAUUCUUGUUGAUGACUGUAAAGUGAAUUAACAUUUGGUGAUAAUGCCUAAGCUUUUUGACUCUGAUAUAAAGAUCAUAGGUCCCCUUCACUUUGUCUUAACUUGAAAGUGACGUGUUAAAUUUUCACACAUACUUUACUUGAAUUAUUGCUGUUGUCACACUUUUUUGCCUCUGAAGUCCACCUAAUGAUUGAGCAGCAGCAUUUGCCUUCUGGUUUGGAUUGGGAUUUUUUUUUUUUUUUUUUUUUGGUUUCUUUUCUUCUUCUUCUUCUCUCUCUCUCUCUCUCUCUCUUUUUUUUUUUUUUUUUUUUUUUUUUUUUUUUUGCUUUUGGAAUGGCUACCUUAGACAAUUAUGAGUGGAGCAUGCUGAGUUUCACUUCUGCCAUCUCUUUGGUUUUCUCUUGGGUUUUCUGUGAGAUGGAUUCACUGAUAUUAGAAGAGAGGAAGAGGUUCCCAGUAGUAGCCACUUCCAAGACGACUCCAUACAGCAUGUUAAUGGUAGCUUAUGCUCCUGAGGCAGAACUCUUAGAUCCUUUGAGAGUAAGUUGUAUUUGUUCAUUGCUUGGCAGAGAUUAACAUGAAAGUUCUGCUUCAUUUUGUAAGAACUCUCACUCCCAGUUUCUGUGGAGGAAAAUAUUUCAUGUAAUGCAGUUAUAGCGAACACUGGAAAGAUGUAUUAUAAAAUUAUAUUCUUGUAUACUUUGUAAAUUAGUCCUUCUUACAAUUUUUUUCCUAAGCAUAGGACUGAACUUAAAUUUGUUAAUUUUAAUAAGAAUCAGGCGCUGCUCACAGAAGGAAACAGAUUGUGGAAAUUAACAUAAAUUGUUCUUGUUCUAAUAUAUAUAUUUUUCCAUUUCUGUCAUGCUUGGAAACUAGUAAAUGUUAUGUCUAAGAUAAAAUGGAAUGUUCCCUGGAUUUACUUCUUACCAGAAGCAGUAGUUUGCAAUAAAUCUGUUAACAUGA